GUUGUCCAAGUCUUAAACCCUCCGCAUCUCUCUCUCUCUGCAGCAAGGCACGGCGACUCUGGGGGUGGACGCCGGCGGAGCAAAGCGGCGACCAGGGGAGCAGCUGCAAGACGACGUCCACGAUCUCCAACCUCUGUAUGAAUUACUUGAAAGAUGCCUCUGCAAAGGAUCGAAAGUGGACACAAAGACACGGUCCAUGAUCUGGCGAUGGAUUACUAUGGUAAGAGACUGGCCACGGCGUCGUCGGACCACACUAUUAACAUUGUUGGAGUCAGCAACUCGGGAUCUCAGCAUCUUGCCACCCUGACCGGCCAUCGAGGACCCGUUUGGCAGAUAUCUUGGGCUCAUCCGAAGUUCGGGUCUUUGCUUGCUUCGUGCUCGUAUGAUGGACGGGUCAUCGUAUGGAGAGAAGGUAAUCCGAAUGAGUGGACCCAGGUGCACGUAUUUGAAGAGCACAUAUCAUCGGUCAAUUCCGUCGCUUGGGCUCCUCAUGAGCUUGGCCUUUGUCUGGCUUGUGGUUCGUCCGAUGGGAAUAUUUCGGUGUUCACUGCUAGACAGGAUGGCGGUUGGGAUACUUCAAGGAUUGACCAGGCUCAUCCGGUCGGGGUCACCUCCGUGUCGUGGGCUCCAUCGACUGCCCCUGGUGCACUUGUUGGAUCUGGCAUGAUGGAACCUGUUCAGAAGCUGUGCUCGGGUGGUUGUGAUAACACCGUGAAGGUGUGGAAGCUCUACAAUGGGGUCUGGAAGUUGGACUGUUUUCCGGCGCUUCAGAUGCACACUGACUGGGUGAGGGACGUUGCCUGGGCACCCAACUUGGGCCUUCCGAAAUCAACUAUUGCGAGUGCGUCGCAGGACGGGAGGGUCAUCAUAUGGACCGUGGCCAAGGAAGGGGAUCAAUGGCAGGGCAAGGUUUUGUACGAUUUUAGGACCCCGGUUUGGAGGGUCUCGUGGUCCCUGACCGGUAACAUUUUGGCGGUGGCAGAUGGGAAUAACAAUGUCACUCUGUGGAACGAAGCUGUCGAUGGCGAGUGGAUCCAGGUUUCAAUGGUCGAGCCGUAGGAUUCAGUUUGUGGGUAUCCUGUUGAACUACUUUAGCUGUGCAAUGUGCAUAAAGAGCAAUUUGCCGACACCGUCUAACCCGCAAAUCUGCUUGGGUUUACUUCAUAGAUGAAUUUUAUGUUCUUUUGGGCCAAAUUGAGAUGCUUUAAACUGUUUUUGCCAUGCGGCUGAAUGUCAUUGUGAAUGAAGUUUGAAUGAUAAA
Molecule: messenger RNA, 1261 nt
Organism: Syzygium oleosum
Lineage: Eukaryota; Viridiplantae; Streptophyta; Magnoliopsida; Myrtales; Myrtaceae
Product: protein transport protein SEC13 homolog B-like
Exons: 2
Coding region: 154-1059 (301 amino acids)
Biological process (GO): protein import into nucleus; COPII-coated vesicle budding
Cellular component (GO): COPII vesicle coat; nuclear pore outer ring
Molecular function (GO): protein binding; structural molecule activity
Source: RefSeq, a predicted model, not a curated record